ACGAGAAGAGAGCUUCGUCACUCCCAUGGCGGCGCUAUGGAGGCGAGCUCGCUUGGGCUUUCAACCCGAUCUCCUCCAAAACCCUAGGUUCUUCUCUUCCGGCCUCUCGAGGACGGAUGCAGCGGCUACCGCCGAUGAAGAUGAGGCCCGUGGAUCACUGGCUGUCUCUGGCGACGAUCUCCGGAGCCGGAUCUUUCGUCUCCGGCAUCCCAAGCGGAGCGCCACGGCGGCUCUCGAGAGAUGGGUAUCCGAAGGGCGUCAGGUAUCGGCCUCCGAGCUCCGGCUUAUCGCCCGGGACUUGAAGCGGUCUCAGCGCUACAAGCACGCUCUCGAGAUUUUUACAUGGAUGGAAUCUCUGAGCACCUUCAAUAUAUCAGCAACUGACCAUGCCACCAAGCUGGAGUUGAUUACCAAAGUUCAAACUGUUGCUGAGGCUGAGAUGUACUUUGAGAAAAUACGUGACAGUGCUUCCAGGAAGGCUGCAUGUUUUCCUCUGCUCCAUUCUUAUGUGAAAGAAAGGGACUUGGAGAAAGCCGAGACUUUCAUGGCAAAACUGCAGUCUUUAGGCUUGCUAGUAAAUCCUCACCUGUUCAAUGAGAUGAUGAAGCUGUAUAUGGCUACUGGUUACUUUGAAAAAGUCUUUUCUGUUAUCCAGCAUAUGAAGCGCAACAAGUUCCCUCUAAAUGUUCUAUCUUACAAUCUCUGGAUGAAUGCCUGUGCUAAGUUGUCAGGUGUUGCUUUAGUGGAGAUGGUGUAUAAGGAGAUGGUAACAGACAAGAAUGUUGAGGUGGGUUGGAGCUCGUAUUGUACAUUGGCCAAUUUUUACACAACAUCUGGGUUCUAUGACAAGGCUCUCACUGCACUCAGAAUGGCUGAACAGAAGCUAUCUAUGAAGAACCGCCUUGCUUACUCUUUUAUCAUGACAAACUACUCUGCUCUCAAUAACAGGGAUGGAGUCUUAAGGCUUUGGGAAUCCAGCAAAAGAGUUCCUGGGAGGAUCACUUGCGUGAACUAUAUUUGUGUAAUGUUGUGUUUGCUGAAGGUUGGUGAUUUUGAAGAGGUUGAGAAAAUUUUUAGGUCAUGGGAGCGGGAAUGCAGAAAGUAUGACAUACGAGUUUCUAAUGUUCUUUUAGGUGCAUAUGUUCGAAAUGGAAGGAUGGACAAGGCUGAGGCUUUGCAUCAUCAUACUUUGGAAAGGGGAGGUGUCCCAAAUUACAAGACGUGGGAAAUUCUUAUGGAGGGAUGGGUGAAAACCAAACAAAUGGACAAGGCAGUGGAGGCCAUGAAGAAAGGUUUCUGCUUGCUGAAAUUUUGUGUCUGGAGGCCUGCUGCGGAGACUGUCAUGGCCAUAAUGAACUACUUUGAGGAGCAGGGCAGUGUUGAAAAUGCAAAGGAGUAUGUAAAGGUUCUUCGACGUUUGCGCCUCAUGACCUUGCCUUUGUACAAGUCAUUCCUAAGAGUGCAUAUCCAGGCUGGAAGAGCUGCCCCAGAUAUACCUAAGAUGAUGGAAAGAGAUAGAAUUGAAAUGGAUGAAGAAAGUACAGCUCUAAUCGAAUGUAUGUGCAAAAUAAAUAGUGCUGAAGUUCCAUAAUGAUUAUAAUACCCAUCAGACUACCUUCCUUUUAACCCCAGGAAGGCCAACUGGCUGGCUGGAAUCUCCAUGAACAUUGCAGCCUGAAUGUGCUAAUUUGGUUGCUGAGGUUUAGUUAGAAGCUAAAAUGUCUGCAUUUGUAAGGAGAAUCUGCUAUUUUUCCUUAAAAUUCACGAUGGCUGAUUCUUGUUCAAGGUGGAGUGGUCAUCCCCGUUUUUGCAAUCUGAUGAAUAGUCAGGUACAGGCACCCGGCGACUGCUGUCAACUGCUUAAUAUAAUUGACAAAAGCAAGUAGUGAGAUCUUAAAAUCCUUUUAAGGUUUUGAAUUAAUUCUAUGCACGAUGACAGCCAGUCGCUAUCUAGAGCUCUCUGUUUUUGUUUUUCAUCUUAUUGAGGAUGGAUUUGCUUGUGUAUACGAGCACAUUUUGUCUCAUGCAGAGGACACAAAGACAAGUUUUAACUGGCUCUGCAGAUCACCUUUUCUUCCAUUAAUACCAACUCCUCACCAAAACCUUGAUGAAGAUACUCGAUCAAUGAGUUGGAAGUGAUCGAACUGAAACCAUUUUGUAGUAUGGCUUAUUAAUCAAAAUUACCUGUGCUAUAAGAAUUCGAGUAUGAUAUAUUGUCACAAGUUGUUCCUAUCUCUACUCGUAUUAUGAACAGCAGAAAUUAUUCUUCGCAAUCAUAUUCAGCAGGAUUUGUUCUAGAUUUGCUACCUGUUGGAAUGAUCACCUGUUUGCAUUACUGAGUAGACUUCUUGCAAGAACCAGGA
This is a messenger RNA of Dioscorea cayenensis subsp. rotundata (Guinea yam), 2363 nucleotides long. RefSeq names its product pentatricopeptide repeat-containing protein At5g27460. NCBI's taxonomy places the organism in Eukaryota, Viridiplantae, Streptophyta, Magnoliopsida, Dioscoreales, Dioscoreaceae. The coding region runs from base 26 to 1591 and encodes 521 amino acids. Gene Ontology annotation, cellular component: mitochondrion. The record is from RefSeq and is a predicted model, not a curated record. Gene Ontology annotation, molecular function: protein binding. The transcript has 2 exons.